Chaetomium globosum CBS 148.51 is the source of this 1326-nucleotide messenger RNA. RefSeq lists its product as uncharacterized. The transcript has a single exon. The record is from RefSeq and is a predicted model, not a curated record. Gene Ontology annotation, biological process: regulation of transcription by RNA polymerase II. Gene Ontology annotation, cellular component: nucleus. Gene Ontology annotation, molecular function: transcription cis-regulatory region binding. NCBI's taxonomy places the organism in Eukaryota, Fungi, Ascomycota, Sordariomycetes, Sordariales, Chaetomiaceae. Bases 1 to 1326 code for a protein of 441 amino acids.
AUGUCUCUGGUGGAACAAACCCUUCCCGUGGGGAAGGCAGACCACACGAUCGGCAUGACAAAUAACCAGGUGUUCGACGAUAAACCCGAGUUUCCCCUCUCCAAAGCAACCACCACUUUCGACGAACCCAUCUUUGACAAGUUCGACGACAUGGACAACCAAGAUACCAUGGCGCCGAGCCCGAACCUUGCGAACGACGACGUCCCCCAGCUCCCCGCGAAGAGUGCCCUCCGAGCAUCCAGGAUGCUUGACAACUUGGGGAUCAAGGUUGGGAGCACCGUCGAGUCGACCACCCCACACGACGUCUACCUCUCGUCUGAGGAAGACGCCUCGUCAGACGCCGAUGACUUCUCCGACUACGACUAUGACUCGAGCGUGGAGGACCCGACUUCCCCAACCAGGACUAGCCAUGAGGUCACAGCAAGGGCGGUUUCGGUGGUAUUUUCUGGAAAACCAUCGAUCGUGGACCUGCCUGCGACGCGGAAACGGCCAGUGUCGAGCAGCUCUUUGGGUACGACGCGAUCGAGUGCCGAGUCGUCGGCCCCGGCCAACCCACGCAUAACCAGGUCGGCUACCACCGAGGACCGACCCAGCACACCGGCCAGCGCAACAUCGUCGCUCUCUUCCCGCCUCAGAAAGGAUCCGCCGGGCGACCGCAGGAGCAUGCUCCUAUCCGAAAUCCUGACCAAGAAGAAGCCGACAUUCCUCAGCAUCGACCCCUACGCCAACGGCAGCACCUACACGCUCGACAUCCCCAAGGCAUUGGACAGCCUCGAAGGCGAGACGCAGACGGUCAAGACACCCCGCACUCCCACGACGCUCCUCAAGGGCGUAACCCGGUCGUUCAGUCUGGCCCGCAGGCGGAGCAGGCCAAACCUGAACUCGCCGCAGACCGCCGUUCCGAAGUUGGAUACCUCGUUUGCGACGACCUCGAACAGGAACUCAGUGGUCUCGCCCGCCAUGGUGCACCGUGUCGACGAGGAACCACAACAGGAUAAGCAAGAGUACGAACAAGAACAGCAGCAGCAGCAGCAGCAGCAGCAGCAACAGCAACAGCAACAGCAACAGCAACAGCAACAAACAGAGCAACAGCAGCAACUACUCAGGCCUGACCAGCGGCCAAAGACUCCAGUGACGCCAAUUACAUACACCGACAUCCUGCGGGCGGUCAAGCGCAAUGCCACGGUAAUGGGUGCGCCAUCGCCGCCGAGUGAUAUCUUGUCGCCGACCUCACCAGGUGGGCCCAGCCCGGCGACGGCUCGGAAGGGGAUCCUGAGCGGACUGUCGGCUCGGAGGAGGAGCGUCAAACUGAUGGGGAAGUCUUGA